AUGGCAGACAACGAAAUACUUGACAUAUUGGGCCAAACCCCGGGCCUCUACAAGUUGUACACACAGAUAAGCUCCAUUUACCCUGUCUCCCAAACAUCUUCCCACCCGGACAUCGUCGACACUUUAAGAAAUGGACUCGACCGAUUGGCGAAGAGCUUCCCGUGGCUUACUGGCCAGGUUGUCAAUGAAGGCGCAGGGGAAAAUAACACGGGCAUCUUCAAAAUAUCCCCCCUCGACAAAAUUCAGCUCGUGGUGAAAGAUUUACGACAUGACCCCUCCGCACCGACAAUGGACGGCCUACGCCAGGCCAAGUACCCUUUCAGCAUGCUGGAUGAGAAUGUCAUUGCACCUUGCACGACACUAAAUAUCCCUGGUAAUCUGCCAAGCAUCACAACCGAGUCCGCAUUGGUAUUCUGUGUCCAGGCGAAUUUCAUCGAGGGCGGUCUGAUCCUCACGAUCGUGGCUCAGCAUAAUGUCAUGGACAUGACUGGCCAAGACUUCAUCAUUCGGCUAAUGUCAAAGGCUUGCCACAAUGAGCCUUUUACAAGCGAGGAACUUGCAGUCGGUAACAUGAAUCGGAGUCAUGUCAUCCCCUUACUGGAUGAUUCAUACAUCCCAGGCCCUGAGCUCGAGCAUCAGAUUGUGAAACCCAAGCCUAGCGCCAACGACGCUGUCUCGGAGCCCCCGAAGUUCACGUGGGCCUACAUUGAGCUCUCUGCGACGCAAAUUGACGCCCUCAAGUCCCUCGCUACAGACACAUUGUCCCCGUCCGUAGAGUUCAUCUCUACGGACGAUGCGGUCAGUGCGUUUCUUUGGCAAUCCAUCGCUCGCGCCCGGGCUUCGCGCCUAGAACCGACAUCUGAAACGAUGUUUACGCGCGCAGUUGACAUGAGACAGCGCCUUAAUAUUCCCCUGCGAUAUCCGGGACUGCUACAAACCUUAACAUACAACACUGAGACCUCGGCUGAUAAGUCAAAGGCCUCAUUCACUGCCACAGUUAAUGUGUCGAAGGACUUUAUGCUCAGUUCGUGGUCGAGGAUUAGCUGCUAUGAGCUCGAUUUCAACAUGGGAUUAGGCAAACCGGAAGCGGUGCGUAGACCCUGUUUUACUCCAAUCGAGGGCUUGGGUUACUUGAUGCCUCGAUCGCCUGCUGGCGAGAUGCCUAUUGCCAUCAGCUUGAGAGAUGAAGAUUGGCAGCGGUUGAAGGUAGAUGAAGAGUUUACGAAGUAUGCCCAGUAUAUUGGAUAA
Penicillium paradoxum is the source of this 1248-nucleotide messenger RNA. RefSeq names its product Transferase. The transcript is spliced from 2 exons. Bases 1 to 1248 code for a protein of 415 amino acids. The record is from RefSeq and is a predicted model, not a curated record. Lineage: Eukaryota; Fungi; Ascomycota; Eurotiomycetes; Eurotiales; Aspergillaceae.